AUGCGACACAUGCAGGCGGUAUCUGCUGAGUCUGAACAAGCGAAUGGUCGGAUCGAUACAUCCCUGGCACUUGCGUCAAACAAUGGUGAUUUGGAACUUCGUAAUGACACUACUGAGUCAGCUCAAACUGUGCACUCAGUCCUGCCAUGGAGACAGCCGAACGCAGAAGAUGUAAAGACUGACUGUUGUACAAGAGCGCAGGUCAUGUGUUGCACAGAGUCCAAGUCCAACACGACGCAAACUACUUCGGAUGAAACCGAUACCGAACCCAAUUUGAUAUCUUGGCUGACGGACAGCUGCAUGCAGUCAACCACCUCAAAUGGACAGAAUCACAAGUUAGCUUCCGUUCACUGUGAAAAUGAGUAUAUCAUGCAUCAUCGAGAAACCACUUACGCUCAUCAUAAACACUGUCUCCAUUUGCAUCUCCGCCAACAACCAUGUAGUCCACCCUAUGGAUAUAGUGCUGCAUUUUCGGCCACAGAAAACCAAAAGUUGGCCCAAUCAAGACUUUGCAGUGAACUACCUCCCAGUAGUAGUGACGCGCAUAUCAACACUCCGCCGGACUUCGGUGCAUCUCACUUUCGGGAUUUAUAUCCACACCAUCACCACCAUUACCAUUAUUUCCACCACCAUAAUUCUCAAAGGCCUUUAUCUCUACCGCGAGAGCAAAUAUCCGAUGCUGCCGUUCUUCCACACACUCGUACAGAUAGGCUGGUGGAACUCCCUUCUAUGCCAGGCCUACUCACUCAGGGAAAAUUGAAGCGAUUUGGUGACUUCCACAUUCAAAGUAGGACAGAAACUGAAUCUGAAUUUGAAGAAGCCCUGCAUAGUUUGAAAAUGCGGGUCUGGGAAUGGUUAAAUGGAGUACAAGACUGUGCU
This is a messenger RNA of Opisthorchis viverrini, 879 nucleotides long. RefSeq lists its product as hypothetical. Lineage: Eukaryota; Metazoa; Platyhelminthes; Trematoda; Opisthorchiida; Opisthorchiidae. The record is from RefSeq and is a predicted model, not a curated record. The annotation marks the transcript as partial. The transcript has a single exon.